Messenger RNA from Lolium rigidum, 856 nucleotides. RefSeq lists its product as uncharacterized. Gene Ontology annotation, molecular function: structural constituent of ribosome. Bases 144 to 578 code for a protein of 144 amino acids. Gene Ontology annotation, cellular component: mitochondrion. The record is from RefSeq and is a predicted model, not a curated record. The transcript has 3 exons. NCBI's taxonomy places the organism in Eukaryota, Viridiplantae, Streptophyta, Magnoliopsida, Poales, Poaceae.
GGCGGCCUUCUCCGGCAAACAAACUCCAAAACCCUAGCUCUCCCCCGCCGGCCGCCGCCGUCUCUCCCGUCCUCGGUCCACUCGCCGGAGUUCGCGCCCUCCUCCACCUCCACCAGCGACCUCCCGAGACCACCUCCGUACCGAUGGCCAUGGCGCAGAGGGCGGCGGGCAGUCUCCUCCGGAGAUCCCUCGGGCUCGCGCCGCCGACAUCCCAGAGGGCCCUGAGCGCCAGCGCCGCUCCGGCGGCGGCGGCGGCGGCGGAGGGCGAGGCGGCCAAGGCGAAGAGGGCGAAGAAGAAGAACCUGUUCGACGUGGUGCAGUUCCUGCCCGACUGGGGCGUCGGAUACAAGGUCGCCAAGACCACCUGGCGCGACGUCUCCUACCAGAUCACCAAGAUCAACCUCUACAAGGAUGGCCGCCACGGGAAGGCGUGGGGAAUUCGACACAAGGCCGGUGUGCAAGUGGCCGAUGCCCCGAUAAAGAUCAGUGGCGUUAACAAACGUGGUUGGAAGUACAUCAAGGCAUCGCAGAAGCCGGUGCAAGAUAGCCCCAAAGUAGAGAAGCCAGCUGCUGCAUAAUUUGGUUACCGACUAGACAUUUAGAAGGAAAGUGUCAAACACCUUGUCUAGCCAGUCUAGAAGUGUUGUGACGAUCGGUUGAUUUGCCACUCUUUCAUAGUUCUCCUGUCUUUUCAAGGGGCUAAACAGACGUUCAGACGGGGUGCUCUUCUUCCGCAUGGGAGUCACCCUUGAAAGGGUUUUGCUGUGACCGUAGAUUUCCAUGUUCCUCCACGCUUCCUGCUGAAGCUAAAGAUGGUGUAGCAUAAGAAAUAAUUGAGUUGUAUUUUUAUUUUGCA